GAGACGCACAACUUGAACUCUCACCCAAGUCAAAUCAACCACAUGUGCCGAUGUUUCGGGUUGAUGCGCUCAUCGCAGAAAUGGGCCUGCUACUGUACUUACCUUCAAACGAACCAGUCGCUUCAAUCUGGGGGGGUUGGAGAGCAAUGAAAGACGACUCGCAGAAUACAGAAAACAAAAUCAUUACUGUUGAAUAUGCCAUUCACGAUAGGUAUCUUGGUCCUUGUGCUUCAUCUCAAACGUUUCCUCCGGCAAGAUUUCGAGCUUCAUGCCCGUCGAACCGCAUCAAGUCGUCAUCCAGCCGAGCACUUUUGACAACCGAGAACAUAACAUCUUCGUCCGAACGGCCGGCAGCUGAAUAAUUCCCCCGCGCCGCAUCCUGCACACUGUCGCAGAUCCAAGCUUUCAGUCUUUAUACAGUCUUUAUACAAGUACAAUUUCCCAGCUAGAGAGAGAUCUCAAAUGAGCGUGGCGCACAGAGAUACAUCAGCUUUGCAUCAAUCCAAACUUGGACCGAUCAAUAUGCCGCAGGAUGUGGUUUUUGGUAUACAUGUCUGUGCCUUACGCCUUACCUCUCCAAAUCCCACGCUUGCGACUUAUUACGGGUUGAGAGCGACAGCAUCAAUAUCCUGGUUUUCCGACACAUUCAGGGCAGUAUUUGCCCAACGUCGGCAUAUAAUAUGCCUGUUGGAUAUCCGAUAUCGUGACCAAACUUUUGGACUUCCGGAAAAGGUCGUACAUAACUACCGGACAUUCGGCGGUGUUGCAUAAGCGGCUUCAAUGAUAAAAGAACAAACCUGCCCUGAAAUAAUCGGGAUGGGACUGACAAGGUCCUCCAUUUUCUCUUUCCCUUAUGCACUUCAUCAAUCACAUCCAAACCGGCAAAUAAAGAAAGACCCUUCCUCGUUACAGCACGGUAGUUCAGUCCAAACGCCGGACUAAAGAACACGACAAUUCCAAGUCAUGGAACAAUACUUGGCAAGUUAAUUCCACGGUCGAAAAACAACAACCUCAAGAAACAUCGAUAUUGCUCAGUCCUCAAGUCAUAAGAGAACUGUCCACCCCGUGUACAGCGCAUUACUCCCCAUCUACUCAACUCUAUCCUAUGCUCCGAAUGUUGCCAAGAAGAAAUUGUUAGCAGAUUUUGACCCCGAAGUGUCUAACGAGAACGACCAGUCCCAAUCGUAACCAGAACACACGACCAAGAUGCCGACCGAAGAUGGCAAGGCUCCGGUCUUGUCUUACGCAGCUGCCCUAAAGACGGGCCUGGCGGUACCUGAGAUAUCCAACCAGAACAACCAACCAAAAUCACCGGUUGAAUGUCCGUCAACAGCGCCGUCUAAGAGCGACGCAGACAUCAGUCACGCCACCCAAGGGGCCACGGAAUCUCUAUCAUCAGAGCCCUCUAAGAGCGGCAACUCGACAGAUUCUUCAGACCAGCCCCUUACCACAUCCCGGAGUACUCAAACCCGCAGAUCCCUUCCAAACAACCCAACACAGCCUUCCCAGUCCUCCCAGGAUUGCCCGCCAAGACCGAAACCGAGAUCCUCCGCCCUGUUCCUCCGCAGCAUGGUAGCCAACUGUGGCUGCUUGUACAUCGUCAAGACGGGCAUCAGUGGAUCCCGCUUCUAUCGCGACCUUGUCGAGUCGGGCUUUCCUGUGAGAGGUCGCUGUUCGCUGUGCAACGUCCUGGUCACCGAGAUCAGGUUCAACGAGAAUGGGGAGGCGGAUGUCACGGAGAUUAUUGAAUGGGCUGAGGAAGAGCAAGAUGGAUAUUCCGAGGACCUAGCGGAGAUCUAUGACGAUGAGGAUGCAGACGAUCAUGACUCUAGCGAAGGAUCUCAAUCACAGGGCGAGUCUGGCGAGGAUGUGGAGGGCGGCUCAUCUGGAGGAAUAUGGGCCGAUUAUUGUGAGGACGCAGUGGACGAGGCCGGUGACACGGGCGACGAGGGUAGCGAAGAAGAGAAAUAGUUGGGGUUUGUUUACGGUGAGGAAGAUGAUGAGUUUGUCGGCAUUGAUGGAGAAAACUCUCUAGCUCUCCGAGGAGGCACCAGCGAAUGACCAACCCGGCAUCACCUCGACUUCAACCGAGCAUAAAUACCUAGGCACCUCCAGCCACCGCGUCCCCCUCUACCCUUCUUGGGCUAACAAGCGAGAAUUUUCACGAUAGUACGGUAUUUUUUUUUUCCAAAUCAGGUAUUAUCUGAAAUUAUCCCACCUCUCUUUGGGAGCUGGAGCGAAGGUCGUGAAUAAAAUAGCCAUUCAAUCAGUAUCAUUGUAUAACCUUGCAGACUCAUUACCUGUGAGGCACCACAGGCAGAAACAGAUCAUGUAGGUAUACACAUCCACGCCUCGUUUGACUUCUCCAAUCGGAACUGCAGACAAGCUUGCUGCAUGGCAAGAGUGUAGUGGUCGCUUGCAAGUGGAAGCAUCAUCAUUAAAAAGGAAACGCAGGUGGCGAAGUGAGCAGGGGGGUUACAACCGCCUCGCUUCUCGUACGCACUGGAUGGAAGCCCGGAUACCAUCGACGAGUACGUUGGCGAGCUAUGGGAUAUGGCUUGCCGUCACUCCGAUUCAACCUUCAGUUCGUUGUGGUUUUUCACAACGGUAUGGUUCAUG
Messenger RNA from Neurospora crassa OR74A, 2619 nucleotides. RefSeq lists its product as hypothetical. The coding region runs from base 1207 to 1971 and encodes 254 amino acids. The transcript has 2 exons. The record is from RefSeq and is a predicted model, not a curated record. NCBI's taxonomy places the organism in Eukaryota, Fungi, Ascomycota, Sordariomycetes, Sordariales, Sordariaceae.